UUUGAAGAAUAUGGCUUCUAGCGUCGGCCUCGGUGUUUGUCUGGCGAUAGGAGUGAUUUUGAGAUUGUCACUAUUUAGAACAGGCAUUCCACAAUGGUUUUCAGACCGUGUAGAAAUUAGCAAUGCAUUGACAUCAUGGCAAAAAACAUUGGAUGGAAUUGCUUUAGCUGAUAACAACAUUUCCCCUUACAAUGGAGACCUUUUUCAUGAGACCCCAAUUAUGUUGAAUGUGUUCAGUUUUGUCACCAAGUUGAUGCCUAAUAAGAUACAUUACUUCUUUGUGUUUCUGGAUAUACUCAGUGGCCUUGUUAUCGCAAGUAUUGGAAAACAUUUUAGUAGAUACCUGCUGCAGAAACAGUUGUCAGAGGUAAAGAAAUAUGCUGUAGGUGUGGAGAAGAUAAUAAUAAAAAAAGAUGAUGUUGACAUGAUGCAGAUGUCAUUAUUAGCAGCUCACUUCUUGAACCCAUACAGUAUAGCAGUAUGCCUGGGUAAAUCUACAGCAGUGAUUAACAACCUGUUCAUCUACCUAUCAUUCAUGUUUAUGCUGAAAGGUAUGUACAUUUCUUGUGUUAUGUUAAUGCAAGAAUUCUCAAUUCCUAGACAUUGGGUUACAGGUAUUUUAUAA
Messenger RNA from Ruditapes philippinarum (Manila clam), 625 nucleotides. Its product is annotated as phosphatidylinositol glycan anchor biosynthesis class U protein-like. Gene Ontology annotation, cellular component: GPI-anchor transamidase complex; membrane. The record is from RefSeq and is a predicted model, not a curated record. Gene Ontology annotation, biological process: attachment of GPI anchor to protein; protein localization to cell surface. Bases 11 to 625 code for a protein of 204 amino acids. The transcript has 6 exons. NCBI's taxonomy places the organism in Eukaryota, Metazoa, Mollusca, Bivalvia, Venerida, Veneridae.